Penicillium cosmopolitanum is the source of this 3531-nucleotide messenger RNA. It is a transcript of the gene ctpA, whose product is annotated as Cu(2+)-transporting P-type ATPase CCC2. NCBI's taxonomy places the organism in Eukaryota, Fungi, Ascomycota, Eurotiomycetes, Eurotiales, Aspergillaceae. Gene Ontology annotation, biological process: monoatomic cation transport; copper ion homeostasis. Bases 1 to 3531 code for a protein of 1176 amino acids. Gene Ontology annotation, cellular component: membrane. The record is from RefSeq and is a predicted model, not a curated record. Gene Ontology annotation, molecular function: P-type divalent copper transporter activity; copper ion binding; ATP hydrolysis activity. The transcript is spliced from 2 exons.
AUGUCCGCCGAACGAAGUGGUGCGGCUGAUGCGAUAGCCGCCCAGCGAAUCCCCGCCAUGGCUACAACCACCGUCAAGAUCGAUGGAAUGACCUGCGGAGCAUGCACCUCGGCCGUAGAAAGCGCAUUCAGAGGUAUCGACGGUGCUGGAGAUGUCUCUGUCAGUCUCAUCAUGGGUCGCGCCGCCAUUCAACACGAUCCCUCCAUACUGGCCCCAGCCAAGGUAGCGGAGAUGAUCGAAGACUGCGGCUUUGAUGCCGUGGUGCUGUCAACGGAAGAACGGAUUCAGACUACAGACACCGGCUCCUCCGAUCUCUCCUCCGCGCGUCCCUCCGCGACGACCCUCGCUGUCGAAGGCAUGACCUGCGGCGCAUGUACAUCUGCAGUGGAAGGCGGGCUAAAGGACGUCACCGGUGUGACCUCUGUAAAUGUAUCGCUUUUAUCGGAGCGCGCGGUGGUGGAACAUAAUGCGGGAGAAAUUUCUCCAGAACAAAUCGCAGAACUCAUUGAAGAUCGAGGCUUUGGAGCACGCGUGCUGGAAUCAAAACCUUUAUCGGGCCCCGAAAGUCAUUCGAACCUCGCCGACACCACUGAAAAUAAAUCCGGUCACACCGUCACCACCAUUGCAGUGGGAGGUAUGACCUGUGGCGCAUGUACAUCCAGUGUUCAGAAUGCCUUUGACAACGUGGAUGGUGUUUUCCAAUUCAAUAUCAGCCUCCUAGCCGAGCGUGCUGUCAUUGUGCAUGAUCCGUCAAUCCUGUCGGCCAAAGAUCUUGCGGCCAUCGUGGAGGACUCUGGAUUUGAUGCGUCGAUCGUAUCAUCCGAAGCCCAGGAACCACUCUCAAAGAAAACCCAGCAAAUCAACCUAAGUAUGCAUGGCCUGCGGGAUGCCGCUUCCGCUGUGGCGUUGGAAGACGACCUCCAAAGUCGUCCCGGGAUCAAAUCAGCCUCGAUAAAUAUGGCCAACAAUCAGUUACUUGUGGCCUUCGACACAUCCUUCAUCGGGGUUCGGUCUAUAUUUGAGAUCAUCGAGGCGGCUGGGUAUAAUGCCCUGAUUACAGAUACGGAUGACACCAAUGCACAACUUGAGUCUUUGGCCAAAACAAAAGAGAUUCAGGAAUGGAGACGGGCAUUCAUGACCUCAUUAUCCUUUGCGAUCCCCGUCUUCAUCAUCAACAUGAUCUUGCCCAUGUAUCUGCCAGGCCUCGACUUUGGCAAGUUCAGAAUCCUCCCAGGCCUCUACUUGGGAGAUCUACUCUGCCUCUGCCUGACGAUUCCUGUACAAUUCGGCAUCGGGCGACGAUUCUAUGUCACCAGUUAUAAAUCUCUCAAGCAUAAGUCCCCUACUAUGGAUGUCCUGGUCAUUCUAGGAACUUCUGCCGCAUUCUUUUACAGUUGCUUCACCAUGAUCAUGGCUCUACUCGACGACCAACAUAUGCGACCGAGCACUGUUUUUGAUACGAGCACUAUGUUGAUCACAUUUAUCACACUGGGGCGCUGGCUAGAGAAUCGCGCCAAGGGACAGACAUCUGCUGCGCUGUCUCGGUUAAUGUCGUUGACCCCCUCUAAGACCAGUAUUUACGAGGACUCCAUCGCGGCCGAAAAAUUGGCCGCUAGCUGGGACCCCGAAGGCGCUCCGGAUGGUUCCAACUCGACUCUGACUGACGAAGCCUCGGUAAACCAACAGAUCAUCCCCACUGAAUUGAUUCAAGUCGGCGACAUUGUCAUCCUUCGUCCAGGUGACAAGGUCUCUGCCGAUGGGGUGAUUAUUCGAGGCGAAAGCUAUGUCGACGAAAGUAUGAUCACUGGCGAGGCCUUGCCCAUUCAUAAGAAGAAAGGCAGUCAUGUCAUCGCCGGAACUGUAAAUGGCACCAGCUCCAUCGAUUUCAAAGUCAUCCGGGCCGGUAAAGAUACCCAACUCAGCCAAAUCGUCAAAUUGGUCCAGGACGCGCAAACAAGCCGAGCACCCAUCCAACGUAUGGCGGAUAUUGUGGCGGGCUAUUUUGUCCCCACAAUUAUCGGCCUGGGUUUAAUUACCUUUUUCGGCUGGAUGUUCCUCAGUCAUGUCUUGAACAAUCCGCCACUGAUAUUCCAGUCUAAAGAUAGUGGUGGUCGAGUCAUGGUCUGCCUGAAGCUUUGCAUCUCGGUCAUUGUUUUUGCUUGUCCUUGCGCUCUAGGCCUCAGCACUCCCACGGCAGUCAUGGUCGGCACUGGCGUGGGUGCCGAGCAUGGCAUUCUUGUCAAGGGAGGCGCCGUUCUAGAGGCUGCUACUAAGGUCAACCACGUCGUCUUUGAUAAGACUGGCACAUUAACAACUGGCAAAAUGAGCGUGUCCCAAGCACAGAUCGAGCCUUACUGGACUGCCAAUGAUUGGCGGCGUCGACUCUGGUGGCUCAUUGUUGGUCUCGCGGAGAUGGGUAGUGAGCACCCCAUCGGGCAUGCCAUCAUGUCCGAGGCCAAAACCCAAUCUGGAAAUGGGAUAGAGGAUGGAUUGCCUGGAAGUGUCGGCGACUUCGAUGCCUGUGUGGGAAAGGGUAUAUCUGCCACCGUUGAGCCUACAUCAAGUGUCGAGCGCAUUCGCUACCAACGGACCCAAGAGUCCUCCGAUGCUCCAGAAAGUGCAGCAUCUGCCGCAGUACCUAAACCCAACAUUGUUUCCGGUGUCACCCGAAUUCAUGUUGCGAUUGACAACCGAUAUGCAGGAACUAUCUCUCUCCUGGACAGCCUCAAGACUACAGCCGUUGCAGCUGUGGCAGCCCUACAUCGCAUGGGAAUUUCGACAUCAAUGGUGACCGGUGACACGUUGUCUACAGCACUGACAAUCGCCUCCGCUGUCGGAAUCCCCUCUGCCUCUGUUCAUGCAUCCGCCUCGCCAUCCGACAAGCGUGUCAUUGUAUCUGCUCUCCAAUCAAACGGAGACUGUGUUGCAAUGGUCGGUGAUGGCAUUAACGAUUCUCCCGCUCUUGCAACCGCAUCCGUGGGAAUCGCCCUGGCAUCAGGAACCGAUGUGGCCGUGGAGGCAGCAGAUAUUGUCCUCAUGCGUCCAGAUGAUCUUCUCUCUGUCCCUGCCAGUCUUUCUCUUUCGCGCGCAGUUUUCACGCGGAUCAAGCUGAACCUGAUGUGGGCUUGCUUGUACAACAUCAUUGGCUUGCCAUUCGCCAUGGGCAUUUUCCUACCAUUUACAGGACUCAUGCUUCCCCCAAUGGCAGCAGGAGCCGCAAUGGCCCUGUCCAGUGUCUCGGUAGUUGUCAGCAGUUUACUUUUGAAACUUUGGCGCCGUCCAUCAUGGAUGGACACCGAACGUCUCGAAAAGGAGCUGGGCUCCGGCACCAUUCCCAUCAAUGGCGCACGUCAUGGCCGUAAAUCUAGUUGGUGGGCACCUGCGAAGAUUCUUUCAACGGACCAUCCAGCUUUACUGCGUCGGGUUGGUGAUACUGCCUCCGCGCUAUGGUCGAUGAUUACCGGUAAGCGGACCGUUAUCCGUGAGGAUGAGGGUUAUGUCCUGCUUCAGACCGUGGACUCUCCCGUCUAG